Messenger RNA from Eucalyptus grandis, 945 nucleotides. RefSeq lists its product as uncharacterized. Bases 1 to 945 code for a protein of 314 amino acids. The transcript has a single exon. The record is from RefSeq and is a predicted model, not a curated record. NCBI's taxonomy places the organism in Eukaryota, Viridiplantae, Streptophyta, Magnoliopsida, Myrtales, Myrtaceae.
AUGGAGCUUCCCAUGCUUUUGACUUUUGUCCAAACUCUGAUCGAAGCCCACAAGCUCUUCCUCAGAAAUGGGAGGCUCAUGGUCUCCAUCGCCGCCUCCACCGUCUUGCUCUACUCUUUGCUCCUCCUCACCAACAUCUUCUCCCUCCGGCCGGCGGUUGGCCAGCUCAUCGCCAACACAAGCUUGUUGCUUAUCACCAGCCCCACCAGUACCGAGUACUCCUACCUCCUCUUGUCCAUCCAGAAGGACGUAAGGCUGUUCUACGGCCUCGAGUGGGUCUUCGUCUUGCUCUACUCCGUCUGCUCGAUCCUCUUCUCGACCGUUACCAUUUACGCUUCCGCCGCUUCACAUGGUGGCAAGAACUUGUCCGCCAAGGACUUGGGUGUUGCGGUGGCUCGGUCCUGGAGAAGACCCUUCGUCACUUUCUUCUACAUCACCCUCUUUGGCAUCGGUUACCUAAUUCUUGUCCUAGCCCUUACGAUCCCUCUCGUUCUGCCUCAGGCAAAGAUCGCUACCGUGAUCCUAUGCAUCAUGGCCGCUUUGCUCUACGCUCACCUGGCCGUCGUUUGGACCCUCGGGCUCGUUGUGUCCGUGUUGGAAGAGGACAAGAGCGGGCUCGAGGCGCUCGCAAAGGCGGGGCGGCUAGUGAAGGGAAGGCAAGUACAUGGGUUUGCGUUGAGCCUCGUGAUCGCGGCAUUAUCGAUCCUAAUGAAUCAGGUAAUGAGGUUGGUCUCGGUUCCACAAUCCGAAGGGGCAUACAUUGCGAUAGGCUUGGUGAUGCUGAACUCACUGUGGGCGGUGAGGAUGUUCGGGUUGAUGGCUUACACGGUUUUUUACUACGAGUGCAAGAAGUUUCAUGGUGAAGAGAGUAAUGAACUGAUGGUUAGCUUGGAAUAUUCGAAGAUACCUGCCAAUACGCCUCUCAUUACAGAAAACCUUCCCUAG